AUCGGUAUCAUCCCAUAUCAAAUCAUGCAAGAUCCUCGUAUAAAUUCUAAAGAACCUUUAGAAAAUAAAGAAUCACGAUGGAUUGGAUUAUAUAAAUUAGAAUAUUCUGAUCCAAAAGGGAAUAAAAGGUUUUGGGAAAUCGCAGAAAGGAAAACGAGGGGAAGUAGUGAAUUAGAUGGAUUGGUUGAUCGAGAAGAAACUCCCGAAAAAGCAGCAUUAAGAGAACUAGAAGAAGAAACUGGGUACCAUGGUAAAAUUGUUUCUUCAUAUUACACAAUGUAUAGUAACGUAGGAAUGACAAAUACGAAUAAUAAAUUAAUUUUCGUUGAGGUUGAUUUGGAUGAUGAAAUUAAUAAAAAUCCACAACAAAAACUUGAAGAGGACGAAUUCAUUACCAUCGUAAUUGUUCCUAUCAAAAAUCUUUUUUCAACUUUACAGGAGUAUGAAAAGAAAGGGUACGGAAUAGAUUCGAACCUUGGAUCUUUCGCAUUAGGUUUACAUAUGUCUGCUUCUUUGUUGCAAUAAAAUUUUAAAAAAAUUUCACUUCUGUAAAAAUGUAUUUUAUUCCUAAUAAUAAAAUCAAACCAAAUAUAGUAAUAAUAUAUUUGAAAAUCUCGAAAAUUAAUUUUU
Molecule: messenger RNA, 630 nt
Organism: Rhizophagus irregularis DAOM 181602=DAOM 197198
Lineage: Eukaryota; Fungi; Glomeromycota; Glomeromycetes; Glomerales; Glomeraceae
Source: RefSeq, a predicted model, not a curated record